AUGAUGAAUUCUGUGAUAUCUAUAACAGAUUCAUUUAAAUUCAUAUUCUUAAAAUAAAUAAGCAGAACAUUUCUACAAAGUCUUUUAGUUUCUAUAUGGACAUGAUCUAGAGAGAAUCUCGAACAAAUUGAUCUUGAGAUUCAAGAUCCCCUAAGUGAUAAUGAAUAUGAAUGGAUCCGUUCAAGGAAGGGCAUUCGAUACGAUUCUUAGUAAUACCACAACUAUACCAUUUUAUGAGGAGAUAGAAAAUCUAUCUAGGACACUUGGGUAUGUAUUUUUGAUAUUAAAAUUAGUAUUGAAUUGGGAUUAUCAUUUAUCAGUCCUGCAAUAUUGAAUAAUUAUCUUAUUGUACAUAAGUCUCUCAAAAAGUAGGUAAAAAUGCUGCACACUCAAUUCGUGAUAAAUAUGAAGAAUGAGGAAUGA
Molecule: messenger RNA, 423 nt
Organism: Paramecium octaurelia
Lineage: Eukaryota; Ciliophora; Oligohymenophorea; Peniculida; Parameciidae
Source: the annotation of a GenBank genome assembly